UUCUGACAAAAGAACCGCGUGCCGAAUGCUCCAACAUAGGUUAUAUUUUCUUCACAACCAGCACAUUAGUGCUAUUGUUUAUAGAGUAUUUUUCCUACGACUAUGCAAAUGAUCGUAAGAUUAAAGUGAUUGAACAAAAUGUCUACCUGUAGAAUACACAAUGUUAGAUUUUACAAUCUCGAACCAAAGGCUGUCACUUGUUUGUGUUACGAGAAGAAAAACAAUAAAUUGGCACUUUCCAGAAACGAUAAUUCCAUUGAAAUAUGGAAUGUAUCAAAUGCUCCGUUUCUCGAAUCGGUGAUCCCAGGACAUCCACAAGAUUCGGUAGAGUCGAUGAUCUGGAUUGACAAUCGGCUUUUUUCAGUAGGCUUAAGAGGAAUGGUCUCGGAGUAUGAUUUAAACGAAUUGUCGGUUAAAUACGAAGUGGCAGUGACGGGUGGAGCAGCAUGGUGCUUAGAUGUGAACCAGCAGAAGUCGCGGAUAGCAGUAGGAACAGAGGAUGGAUAUAUCAAUACAUUUAUAGUGUAUUCAGAUUCGUUACUGUAUGAGAGGAUAUUUGACAAGCAAAAAGGAAGAAUAUUAUGUAUCAAAUGGGACAACACAGGAGAAAUGAUAUUCACCGGUUCCACGGACACGGUGAGAGUGUGGAAUUCUGUGUCGGGACAUGCGGUGCACAAAAUGACAACGGCGAGGAAAUUCUCAAAGAGAGAAACGAUAGUCUGGUGUUUGGCAUUAACAGAUGACAACCAUGUGGUCUCGGGUGAUUCUCGAGGAGUUUUAUCAUUCUGGGAUCCUAUGACAGGAACGCUGAUAGAGAGUCAUGAAAGCCACACUGCUGACAUCUUGGCGAUAGCAAUGUCGAGUGAGGAAAAUGUUGUCUAUUGUGCUGGAGUCGAUCCAGUCGUGCGAAGUUUUGCUAAAGUAACUUUGAAGUCCGGCGGUCGACCACAGUGGGUCAAAGGGAUAGAGAGACGUUUGCAUGCUCAUGACGUAAGAGCUCUGGUUGAAGCGAGUGGUAAACUCUGGUCAGCCGGAGUAGAUGGUUACCUUGCAGUUUCGAGUUAUCCACCAAAAUUACUAGUGAAAUAUCCCCCUUUUCUCAAACCUCCCUGUGUCAAAGUGUGUCGUAGGUCCCGUUGCGUUAUGCUACGUUACACGAAUUAUCUGGAACUUUGGAGACUGGGAAAACCUGUCAAAUUGACUAAAGAGUCAGUUAUUAGUCCAGGAGCUCUACAUCCAUUGGACGAGAAUCCAAUGAAACUACUGGAGCUUAGAACAAAAAAUGAAGAGGCUAUCGUCGCCUGGGCGAUCAGCAAAGAUUCCACGCUCAUUGUUUAUUCCACUGAUACUCAUUUGAGGGUUUUCAACUUUGACGUCAUCGAAGGCGAUGCUAUGCUCAUGAAAAAUGACAUUGACGUAAACCUCAAAAGCGUUAAAAAGAUGCUAUUCAGUCCCAAUGGAAAACUAUUUGCUGCCUUCAGUCGACAGGACGGUGGAUGCUUGUUGACCAUCUACCGGGUUGAGAAAAAAAGAUUCAGUAAAGCUGGAGCUUUCAGAGUGGAUGAGCACGGCGUGAGCAAUGUUGGACUUGCUUGCUUCUCUCCCGAUAACAAAUAUCUAAUUUGCUCUGAUAUGCGAGGACUCGUUGUCCUUUAUCACCUCAACGAGUCAUUCGAUUUUCAAAAUCCCCACUUUUUUUCUCUUCCCAAAUACAGCUGCCCACCCACUGCUAUGGCUGUACAACAGGGUACUCUGAAUCUCGUUAUCGUCUACUCCGAUCACAAGAUAAUCGAAUACAACAUACCCAGAAAGCAGUACACCGAGUUUUCGAACAAUCUUCAAAGUCGUCUACCUCUACAGUGGCUCUCACGCCCAUAUCCUGUCACGAACGUCAACUUCGACCCGAAAAACGAAAACAUCAUUAUAUUUCAUGACGACACGACCGUUUACGUCAUCAAUAAAAAUAAAGAACUUCCAGAGAAACAAGCCAAAAUUCCCAGGCGAGAAAAUGGAGAUUUUGGCGACGAUAGCAACUCUGGGUCCAGUUCGAACUCCCAGCAUGCUUUUCAAGUUGCCAAAAAGUACAAGCAUUUGGUGCACCUCGAAUGGUUGAACGACGAGGAGAUGGUCGCAGUCGAGGUUAAUCCAAUUUCGCUCACGGAAAAAUUGCCGCCGCCCCUCAAACAAAAGUGGUUCGGCAUGUAAAUUGUUAAAAAAAUUGGACAAUUAAUAAAAAAAAGAAAGAAGAACGACGAAA
Messenger RNA from Venturia canescens, 2257 nucleotides. It is a transcript of the gene l(3)72Dn, whose product is annotated as UTP4 small subunit processome component l(3)72Dn. Gene Ontology annotation, molecular function: protein binding; RNA binding. Gene Ontology annotation, biological process: maturation of SSU-rRNA from tricistronic rRNA transcript (SSU-rRNA, 5.8S rRNA, LSU-rRNA). Gene Ontology annotation, cellular component: 90S preribosome; t-UTP complex; small-subunit processome. The record is from RefSeq and is a predicted model, not a curated record. Bases 139 to 2205 code for a protein of 688 amino acids. Lineage: Eukaryota; Metazoa; Arthropoda; Insecta; Hymenoptera; Ichneumonidae. The transcript has 4 exons.